This is a messenger RNA of Pistacia vera, 1125 nucleotides long. Its product is annotated as RGS1-HXK1-interacting protein 1-like. The record is from RefSeq and is a predicted model, not a curated record. NCBI's taxonomy places the organism in Eukaryota, Viridiplantae, Streptophyta, Magnoliopsida, Sapindales, Anacardiaceae. The transcript is spliced from 8 exons. The coding region runs from base 293 to 1000 and encodes 235 amino acids.
CGGUUGCUAAUUAUAAAGAUUAUUUACUGAGGAGCCGCGCAACUAAAAGAAUUAUGGAAAUGAGUUCAAAUGGAAGAAAAUCAUUAGCAUGAUCGAUAUACAGUGGCUUAAUAGGGUCCAAGUCCAACCUCUACUAUCCAAUAGGCUUACUAGAGACGAUUGAUAUACAGUGGUACUUAAAAUAACCUAUAAAAAUAGAUGAAGAAACAUUACGAAGUGGUACUGUUUUUGUAUUGGGCAAAAUAAGAAGAGCGAAGUGAAAUCGAAGAAGAAGAAGAAAGGGAGCGAGGACAUGGGUUCAGAGGGGGAAUCAGCAACGCCACCAAAAGCAAAAGAUGCGAAAGAAUGGGUGGAGGAUCUGCAACGUACUGUCAUUCAAUCUAAAGACUCUGCUUUUCGUUCUGCUCGUUCUCUUCAACAAAACUCUUCCACCCAUCUUCGUUCCUUGCAGGAUUCUUUUCCCCAUGCCAUCACCAAGUAUACAGCUUACGAACAAGCUUUUCUCAACAAAAUUAAAGAGGAGUUGAAGGGUGCACGGGAACACCCUGGUCCAGCUGUUGGCAUUGCUCUUUCUGCUGGUGGCCUUCUCUUGCGAGGUCCGAGAAGAUUUUUGUUUCGUCAUACAUUGGGUCGACUUCAAAGCGAGGAGGCAAAGUUUGUCAGGGCUGAGAAGAAUGUCAAAGAGUUGAACCUCUCUGUUGAUUUAAUGAAGAAGGAGAGCAAAAAACUGCUGGAAAGGGCAAGUCUUGCUGAAAAGGAUAUGAAGCGUGGAGAAACGGAGCUCUUGAAUGCUGGAAGUCAAGUUCAGCGUCUCACUAAACAAGCUUACAAAGUUGAAACCCAAGCUGCAGAUUUGAUGGAAGGCCUGAGAGAAAUCCCCGGUAGGGAGGCAUUGAAACUUAGAGCUGAGGUUGCUUCUAUGGCUUCACUCCUGCAGCGGCAGAGGGUUGCGCUCGAUAAACGGAUAAUGAAGAUCUCUGAGUUAGGAGUUCCUGUUUGAUUCCGUAUAGAAAUUUUACUAAGUACUUGAAUUUUUUUAUUAUCAAUCGCAUUAGAAAUUGUUUGGUUAUUCUGGUUUUGUACAAGCAUUUGAAGAUUGAAAUAAGAGGAAAUGCUGAUGCUGGA